AUGUCCCUUAAUCGAGACCUCAUCCUGGUAUUUGCCGCCGCGGGCAAACAAACUCGUCUACUCGUGCCUCUACUGGCAAAACAGUACAAGAACCUCCGCCUCGUCGUGCGCAGUGAAGCUUCCCAGCAGAAGUUGCGCGCCCAAUUCCCAGAAGCAGAUGUCGUACGUGCGGAUCAAAGCGAUCCUAAAGCGGUGCGCGACAUCUUUCGAGGUGUUACUGCCGCAUAUUAUGUCGGUCCUAGCCUACACAAUCAAGAAAUCCAGAAUGGGUACAUUGCUAUCGAUGCCGCCGUCGCUGAGCAAGAUGAAGGCAACUUCAAACACUUUGUAUUGUCCUCAGUUCUGAAGCCAGGGCUGCGCAAGGCUAUUAAUCAUGACAACAAGCGAUACAUCGAAGAGUAUCUAUUUGAGAGUCCGCUAAACUACACCGUGUUACAACCUUGCAAUUUCUUGGCCGAAAAUCUAUUUCCCAUCAGCAAGUGGAUUCACGAAGACGAGCCUGUUCUUAGUCUGCCAUAUAACCUCAACAUUCCUAACUCUAACAUUUUUCUCGAAGAUCUAGCGGAGGCUACGCUUAAGGUGUUUCAAGAACGAGAGAAACACUAUCACUCUGAGUAUCCUCUCAGUUCCACGUACCCAAUUGCAUACAAGGACUUUGUGCCGCCGACCGAAAAGGCGCUUGGGAAACGUAUCAAUAUCGUCAGGUUGCCCCUCGCAGAAGCGGCCAAAGCGUUUGUAACAGCCGCGCUUGGCAACAAGUACAAUGGCAAGAAUCUGGACGUUGCUGAGAGACUUGUACUAUGGUAUGAUAGAUAUGGCCUAAACUCAUCGCCUAAUGUUCUGGAGUGGUUGCUGGGAAGAAAGGCGACCACUUACGAAGAGUGGCUCGAGCAUCGUAUAGCGGCUAUUAAACUCAGCCAAUCUGAUAGCUAG
Messenger RNA from Fusarium sp. VM40, 933 nucleotides. Lineage: Eukaryota; Fungi; Ascomycota; Sordariomycetes; Hypocreales; Nectriaceae. The record is from the annotation of a GenBank genome assembly.